This is a messenger RNA of Protopterus annectens (West African lungfish), 7431 nucleotides long. It is a transcript of the gene VASH1, whose product is annotated as vasohibin 1. Gene Ontology annotation, biological process: regulation of angiogenesis. Lineage: Eukaryota; Metazoa; Chordata; Ceratodontiformes; Protopteridae. The transcript has 7 exons. Bases 428 to 1447 code for a protein of 339 amino acids. Gene Ontology annotation, cellular component: cytoplasm. The record is from RefSeq and is a predicted model, not a curated record.
UGGAGGAGGAGUCGAGCUCUGGCUGCCUCUCCUUGCAUUGUCGUUGCAUUUGUCUGCAUUAAUUUUUUUUUCAGUUCGUAAUCUCCUGGCGCCGCCUUUGCAUAUCGUCAUCUCACUGAAUCUGAAAGCGGAGGUGGGGAUGCUGUCCGUUUAGAAGAACCCCAACAAAGAGCAUAGCUCCUGUCUGAAUAAAGUGACAUCAGGGUGUUGCAUGUCUCAUUCAUGCCCUGCAGUUGGGUAGACAUUGGAUUUUCCUUCCUUCUUUCCAACACCGGUCACAUCACUUUGGAACCAGCCGGAGGUGUAUCCAUCCCAGGACACCGGACAAGAAGCAUGCGGUGGAGCACCGGCACUAAGCUAAAAUAUUGAAGAGCUGUUUAACAUCGCCAGGGCUGAGAGUUUUUGGAGCAGGUGACAGCAGUGUGACAUGACAGACGGGAAGACAAGCUCAACAGCAGGUGCUAGCAACGGGGUAGUAGAGAAGGGAGACGAGGAAGAAGGUGAUGAUGACCUGCAGGAUGGUGGAGUCUUGUUCUAUGUGAAUCGUGGAGGGCUUCCAAUCAAUGAGCCCACGUGGGAGAGGAUGUGGAGGCAUGUAGCACGAAUUCACCCAAGGGGGGAUGAAGUAGUGAAAAAGAUCAGAGGAGCCACUAACCUGCCGAAGGUCCCUAUACCGUGUGUGCCUACAUUCCAGCCAUCCACCCUGGUCCCUGAGCGUCUUGAAGCCAUACAGCGAUAUAUCAGGGAGCUGCAGUACAAUCACACUGGAACACAAUUUUUUGAGAUUAAGAAGAACCGUCCCUUAACUGGCCUCAUGGACAUAGCCAAGGAAAUGAUCCGAGAGGCUCUGCCAAUCAAAUGCCUAGAAGCUGUGAUCCUGGGAAUUUACCUCACAAAUCCUAUCCAAGGGGUGGAGCGAUUCCCUAUCAGCUUUAAAACCCAGUUCUCAGGGAAUGUCUUCCGACACAUUGUUCUGGGGGUGCAUUGGGGAGGAAGAUUUGGAACACUGGGUAUAAGUCGGAGGGAGGAUCUCAUGGACAAACCCCUAAUAUUCCGCACACUGUGGGACUUAAUCCUUGAAUUUGAAAAAGCCUAUUGUCAUUACUGGCAUAUUCUGAAGAAGGUGAAGCUUGGUCAGUACAUGUCCCAUGAUCCUCACAGUGUUGAACAGAUCGAAUGGAAACACACUGUUCUGGACUUAGAAAAAUUGAGUCGUGAAGAUCUAAAAAAGGAGUUGGAGAGACAUGCACGUGAUAUGAGACUUAAUAUUGGAAAAGGACAAUCUUCUCCCACCAAAGAUCGGAAAAAGGAUGUGGGAUCACCUCAGCGAGGACAAUAUAGUCCACAUCGGAGAAACAGCCGUGGAGAGAGACGGCCAUCAGGUGAGAAGAAGACUGCAGAGCCAAAGGAUAUUUCGGAUGUAAGCAAUUACCAAAUCAGGGUAUAAAGUUCCCACAGCACUGUGCCAAAGUGGACUAAUGUAGACACAGCAUAGUACACAGCAUUGAAGAAAUCACAGGUACUUUCCAGAAAAGUGUUGGCAUCACUGACACUGAAGUCAGAUGAAAGUGGACGAAUUUCACCUGUACAUCCAGCAUAAUUUAAACAAGCCAGCAGAACUUAUUUCUACUCUCAUUGUUCAUUUCCUACGUACUGGGCUGCAGUGUUCUUUGAACUGGUGAUCCAGCUGCAACAGUCCUGACGGCAGAAGAUUGAGGUUUACAGAAGAAUCUGUGGCUAGGAAAUAGUUUUCCACAGUGUACAGUACUGUGAUAUUCCUUAAAGUAGUACCGUAAGUGUCUGUCCAAUGUCUGUACAGGGAGAGUGAUGUAAAAUGGAUAACAAAAGAACCUGUUGUACCGCUACAGUGCUUUUUAACACAAGGUCAUUUUAAAAUGUCACCACAUUCCUUAACCUGCGUGACUAAAACAGUUGGCGUUUUAACAAGUACUAGAAAUAAAGAUUUAUAGGCUAUACAGAAUACAUUCAGUGCUAGAAUAUGUUGAGUAUUAUUAUAUAUAUUUUACUUUGGAGACCUGUGUCCAACAAUUCUGUGAAAAACUGACAAUGAAGUCCCAUCACAAAGUGCCAGAUAGAACCUUUUCCAGAUGCUGCUCCUUGUGUGUCGUAUUUAGUGAGUAGUACCUUUCUAUUUUUUCCAGUUUUGGGAUGUAAGGGUCUGCUCUUUUACUGAAAUAAUGCAGUACUGUAUCUAUGUAUGCAUGUAUUACUCCGUUGCACCACUUAGAAACUUCACUGUAUUCUCCGUAACUGUCCUCAUACCAUCCUGUCACAGUAAUUUACCAAUGACCCAGACUUCUUACGAUGUUGCUUUGAGUGCACGUGUGGAUGCAGAAGGUAGAGUGUAGUUUUAGUUAAUGCUUCAGGGAUUUCCUGCAGUAAUGCCCAUUUUGUAAAUAACAGCACAGAUUAAACUGAAAGCAAGAUUCAAGUCCAGCAUACCUGAGCUGGUAUCUUGUGAUACUGGGUAAUAAGUAACUGGCACUAUAAUUCCAAAUGAAGUAAAUUGGACACAAUGACUAAUCUAUAGCUCACAUCAAGACUAAAAGAACAUUUCAUUUAGGUGGGAAAUAGAAUGAGAAAAUAUACCUCAUAACAGAUAUGCUCAUAAUUUGUUGUAAUCAUUAGUUUGAAAAAACAUAGUGUUCAUUUAAGUAUCACCUUUCUAGUGCAUAGAAUUCUUACAAACUCAAAUAAUGUAGGCCUAAAAAAAGGCACUUUAAAAUUGUGGUAUCACAGCUAUUAAAAUAAGCAGACUGCCAGGAAGGAAAGUUUUAAUUAAAGCCAAUGUCUAAUAAAAGCUGCAUUUUUAAAUCAAGCCAUAACUAUUUAGACACUUUCUGCAGAGUAUUUAGCUCAGCAUGCCCCUGUCAAAGGUCGAAAUGUGAUAAUGCAAAUCGUUUGCAGUAUGUAGGUCAAGGUGCUGCAUCAGAAGUUCAAGAUUCGAUAAUCUGAGACACAAAACUAGGAAAGUUUGUAUGUGAUUAAACAUAAGUAACAGCAAACUGCAAAUGUCACUGCUACACAUUCAAAGUAUUUUUGCAGAGGAACAAGCUCUCUACACCCUGUCAAUGUGGGGGACUGUACCCCUCACACUCCUGUUACUUAUGUAUUCUAACCGUGAGCUCUCUGUACCUCAUAGAAGGAAUGCUCAGAGAUACAGCAAUUUCACAGUAUUUCCCCACACUUAAAUUCAUGGAGCUCUAAGGAUCUCGGUUAUGGUCCUUGAACAUACAAUGGGAGCCCAGAACUCAGCAAAUACAUGCAAGCAACAAGCCCUGAUAAAAUAUCUAUUAGAGGAAUAAAAACAAACAGCCCUAUAGGGUAUUUAUAGGUAUGUGUUAUAUGGACAAAUACGCUUAUGUCUCUGGAAAACGCAUUGAAAUUUUAUUGUGUAUACCCCAAAUAUACAGAAGUCUGUUACUAUAAUUAAAUAAAAUACAUUUUAUUUCUUUGGAAGGAAAAUUACACAUCAAACAUUUAAUUAAUGCAUAGUCAAGUACAGUCAUUAAAAAGACCUGCUUUAUGCAGUAGGCAAAGAAAGAAAACAGCUAUAGUCUGUACUUUGCAGUUGUACAGACUAAUAUUGUGUGCUCUUUCAGAGCAUGUCUGACGAGACAAUUAGUAUUAUAUACAAUACAUCAUAAGGGGAGUUGACUUUUCAUGUGGUAAAUUUGGAUGCCUGUCUGUAUUCACUUCACAGUGAAUGCUAACAAACCUGAACCCGUUUCAUUAUGCUGUCUUGUUAGGACUAAUUACAAGGUAAGAGGUUUAUCUAAUGAAGAAGUUUAGUCAAUUUAUGUUAUAUUCUGAAUGGCCAAAUUAUGUUCAUAUUUCACGUUUCCCCUGGAAAAAUUGUACAGCUCCAGUUUAGGACUAACGCAAAAAAAUAAAAUAACAUAAAAUAAUGAAAGAAGGAAAGAAACAACAAAAUAUGUUUUAAUACAUAAGUUAGAAAUAUAAGAUCCUGAUAAAACACCAUAUUGUCUCCCUCAUAGAAAAGAGAGUUUAAAUUUAACGGAUUUGACUAUUACAGUUUUACUGUAAUAGACUCCAAGAAUAUGUAUUUCUUUAUUCUUUGUUGACCAGUGAAAGCAGUUUUCCAUGUGAAUCUGGUAUCGUUGACAAGAUUAAUAUGGCUUCCUGUGAGUCAGCUAUUGCAAUUGGAAACUGCAUGAAUCAAACCAAUUUAAUGGCAAUAUACCAACCAGAAUUGGUGGACACUGCAUAAACAGUGUUAUUCUCACUUAAAAAAAUAAGAGUCAUGUUUCACAGUCACAUUUGCCUCCUACCAAUAAGCCAUAUGUUUCUUUCCUUUGUGUGACUAUCUAGUUUACAUCAUUUUUAGGUCAUUAUCUUCCUCUUUAGAUAUAAGUAAAGCAUUCAAUAAAUCAUCAGUCUUCGAUUUAAACAUGGGGCUGGAUUCAUGAAUGCCUACUCUAAGUGUGCACUAAAUGUAAACCAUUCUGUGUGAGCAGACAACACAAGCAUAACUCACACCUUCUUCCUCCUAAUUUUAGUUUUCCUACCAAUUUUCUUACAAUCUUAAAUGUUGAGGGGGACUGAUAAAUGUUACCACUACAUCAACAUCUAGUCUAAGAUUUCUGAGUGAAGAGAUAGCACAAAAAAUGUGGUAGACAUGUUCUUGAAUACAGACCAUGUACACUUUAUUUUAGGUGUUCAUGCAUCAUGAACUAUUUUUUACUGAUACUAGUUUCCAGUGUAAUACUCUAGUCACUGCAUAUUAUCUAUUUGCUCUUGUACUGUUUCCAUAAUUAGUGAUUUGCAGCCUGCAUUACAAUAGUAUUUUUCUGCUUAUAAGUAGAUAGUUAUUAAUGUAUUUUUCUACCUUCAUUUGUAAGCCCUUUUAUAAAUUUUGCAGGUCUUCUCUGUAACCUGCUUUUUUGUUUUGUUUGUUAUGGCACAGUACCUGAAACAAAAACUGUGCAACACUUUCACUGGGGAUAUACCCAAGGGCAGUAAUUUUUUACUUCUUGAGUUAAUUAACUUAUUUCUUGUGAUAUUGCUGCUUUUGAGCCAUUCUCUGCCACCAGUAUCUUUUUUGUAUUUCCUGUUAGUUAGUUUUCAGAAGUGCUAAAACUUUCAUAGUCUACAUUUCAUGUUUUACAGUAUGCUGUCUAGGUUAAAUGUUUAUAUUUGUAUUAAAGCUCUUUCUUUUAAAAUAUAUUAAUAUAUUAAAUAUAUAUUAAUUAAUUUAAAAGUAACCCAUUUGUCUUCAGUUAAUAAUGGCAAGGUCUCACUAAACUCCUUAUAUACAUUGCAUAUGUAGUUAAAUCCCUAUGUCAUCUAGAUAUAUUACUUUUUCUUUUCUAAAAAUUCACAUUUUGCAUCUGAGAUGAAAAAUUUAAAAUCUGUUGGUUUCAAGACCAGGUCAUGUGACACCUAUUCAGUACCAUGUUCUUGCUUGAGAAGCACUUCUAUUUAUUAUUAACUAAUGGUAACUUUUUAUCAAUGUACAUAUUCCAGAGUGAUGUUUAUAUGUUUACAGCUUCUCAUUUAGGUAACAUUGCAGAAAUCUAGUCUGUUAAAUACUUCACUCAUGACAACUUAUACAGUAUCAUUUAUUCUUGGUACAGGUUGUAUUUCAUGAAUGUAAUUUUUCACAUCCUUCCCCUUAAGCAAUGAAUAUAAUCAAAAUAUACUACAUGAGCAACUACUUUUGAAAUUGUAUUAUGUCUUCCAAGUCUUCUGUACUACUAUUUCCAAGUAUCACUCAUUAUAAUUUUGAAGCAUUUCUUCAUGACUAACAGUUUGCAUAUUGCCUAGUACUUGUUCCAGUCAUUUUAUAAACCUUUGUAAUCAGACAUAAAGGAGAAAGUAAUUAUUGGUAUUAUUUCAGUCUAUUGUCUUAAUAUGUUUAGUAGUGUUACAAGAGGUGAAAUUUGUCAGUAUUCAGGGAAAACAGAUAUUCUGAUUUUACUUCAUAAAUCUAGUAAUAAGAAAAUAAAAAACAAUACAGACACUAGUGUUACAUCAUUUGGUAUAAAAACUAGGGAAAAGAUUACAAAAACUAUUGCAGAAUUAUUAGAUAAUAACCUUCUAAAAUGAAUGCUUUUGGAGAGUAAUUAGUGUGAAUUUCAAGGCAAGUCUUGUGUUGUUUAACCAGUUAUUUUGAACCAGUUAGAAAUGCAGUGGGCAACAAACUUCUCAAUAUAUGAUAUUUUGCUAAAUUUUCAAAGUCUUCAGUAGAACACAGUAAAAUUGUGUACUUUGUGCUUAUUGAAGAAUUAAACAAAUUGAAAACUGGACAGGUAUCCCCCCAAUCAAAUCUUUAUUACACCAUAAACUGAGCAAAGCUGGACAGGAGCUGUCUGAAACUCCAUUUUCUACCUUUAUGAGUGUUUGGUAAUAUAGGCUGCUGGCUUAAUGUUUCAGUAGGUCAGUCAAGCUCAGCGAACAGAAGGAGAAGGAGGCACACUGAUCACUCUCCCAGAAAAGACAGCAAGAAAGUGUGUGUUCUUGUGUGCAAGUAUACAACUAUUUAGCAGACAUUCUGGCACAAAUAGUUAACACUGUUUUUCAUAUAACGUAUCUUUUCAAUGCAAAAAGGGGCUUCUUGAACAUCAUAAAGUCCUUAUUGUACUGAAAAUACCCCUAGCCAUAAGGUUAUUAUGUGUGCGGUAUGUAGGCUACUCCAUGCAGUUUGGUACAAUUUAGUGCGAUACUGCAAAUAAAACCAGGCAGGAGAAUGUGUAAACUUUAAAAAGUACUGUGCCACAUAGUGCAAUUGGCAGGCAAAAUAAUCUACCUAAUGUGGUUACAAAAUGUGUCUACUUCAAAUUUUACUAUUAGAAGUGGGUUUGCUAGUCAAGAGGUGUGGUACAGAAUAUUACUUCAUAUUUUAAUAAUUUAUCCAUCAUGAGAUUAGAUGUGGGUAACGGUGUAUACUGGUGAGUUGACAAUUGUUAGGAUGAAAAUCAAACUUACGUCUUGUGCAUCUUCAUAAUGUUGUUACAUAUAAACACAGUGUAUCUCCAUAUUACCGAGUUACUGUAUAACCACACUGCAGAUGUCUUCAGCUGAGCAAAUGAAUAAGGUUAUAAAAAGAUGUACUAGACAUGUAAAAAGAGAAAGCAGAACUAACUACUGCAAAAAAGUCAGUUCACCAAAAAAAAAAAAAAACUCUUCACAGCAAGUUGCUGUAAAUAAUAUUAAGUAUAUCUUGUACUAACAGUUCAAAUGUGUAAAAAAACAAAGGGAAAAACCUGCAAUGGUAUAACAGAAUGAUCAAGAGACAUGAAAACACGUGAACUGCUUUACUCUUCUAUUCAUACUUCUAUCCAUUUUUUAUAUGUGUUUGUUUAGUACUAUGACUAGUGAUGUAAAGUUUAUAAUCCUCAAACUAUAGUAAUGGACAUAUUUUGAAUAAAUAAGAAGUAAUCAGAACUG